AUGCCCACCGUUCUUCUCGCGACCGCGUGGGUUGACAUACACACUUCUGAAGGAAGAUGUUUUAAGGUCCGCGCUUUAUUAGAUCAAGGGUCUAAUUUUAGCUUUAUUUCCGAAGCAUUGAGUCAAACGCUUCGCACUAAACGACAGAGGACCGAUCUUCAAAUAAAAGGUUUCGGGGAGAAAUAUGCCGGUUCUGCGCGAUCGAGAGUUUCGCUAAAUUUGACGCCGUGCGAAAAAUUGAAUCCUGUUUUUCCGGUCACUGCGUAUGUAUUCCCGCGAAUAACUUCGUACGCCACGUCGCGAAUUCGGCCUAUAGAAUCAUGGCCUCAUUUACAGGGCCUUUCACUAGCAUAUCCGGAUCCAUCUAGUCGACAUCAGAUUCACAUGCUGAUCGGCGCGGACGUGUACGGUUCGCUCUUAUUGCGCGACCUGAGACAGGGUCCCUAUGGAGCGCCCACUGCCCAAUCGACCUCGUUCGGUUGGAUAAUCUCUGGACCGACCGGAAGUAAAGAAACUACUUCACAAGAAGUAACUGUUUUGAAUUGCGUAUCCGCGCUGGAUGUGGACUCUCUCCUCCAGAAAUUCUGGGAGGACAAAGAGAUUCCCACGCCAACUUCCCUCACGGAGGAGGAAGAAAAAUGCGAAUCUCAUUUCGCUCAAACGCACAGUCGUGAUCCUGACGGUCGUUAUGUCGUGAGAUUACUUUUCAAAAAUGCUUUGCCGAUCGAUAUCGGGGAAUCUCUCUCCAUAGCGCGUACAUUGUACGGUCGUCUGGAAAAUAAAUUGAAUUCAAAAUCCGAUCUCUGUUCGCUAUACAGAGACUUUCUUACAGAAUACGAGGCCCUUGGACAUAUGACUCGCGUUGGCGAGUCCGAACCCACUGAGAAUAUACCGAUUUAUAUUCCCCAUUAUCCAGUAAUAAGAGAGGAUAGUUGCACCACAAAGCUUCGAGUCGUAUUUAACGCGUCGUGUAAAACCCGGAAUGGCACGUCACUUAACGACCAUUUGCUCAUCGGGCCAAAGUUGCAGCAGGAUCUCCCUGCCGUCUUAUUGCGUUGGCGUGCAUGGCGCUUGGUUUAUACGGCAGACAUCGCCAGAUGUUUCGACAAAUACGCGUACAUCCGCGAGACGUCGAUUACCAAAGAAUCCUGUGACGUCCGACGGAUGACGCUCCGCUUACUCAUUUUCGCCUUCUUACAGGGUUUGUCCGGAAAGUAA
Messenger RNA from Nylanderia fulva, 1218 nucleotides. The record is from RefSeq and is a predicted model, not a curated record. NCBI's taxonomy places the organism in Eukaryota, Metazoa, Arthropoda, Insecta, Hymenoptera, Formicidae.